AACUCUCAAGCCAAGGCUCCUCAGUCCUCGUCCAUAUCUGAGUUGUGAUUUUACCAAAUAAGCCCUUGUUUCCUCAAUUUACCGCUACAUUCAUGGGCUAAUUUGGAAGGAACCCGCGCCAACAUAUUCAUCCGAAUUCCAACAUUACCCUCUAAUUCAAUCUCCGGCAAGCUUCCUUGCAUUUCAAAUUCCCAGAUCUUGUCUCACAAGUUCUAUAAAAUUCUCAAAUUGCCUACGUUUUUCUGCAACAGAAAUCCGAUUCCUAAUCUGCGCUCUUGCUUUCAAUCCCAAAAAAAACCCUAAAAGUUAGUUCUAGUCUUCAAUAUGCCUUCAAUUCCAGAGGAGCCACUUCUUGCCCCGAACCCGGAUCGGUUCUGUAUGUUCCCCAUCCAGUACUCGGAAAUCUGGGAGAUGUACAAGAAGGCGGAGGCGUCCUUCUGGACUGCUGAGGAGGUUGACCUCUCGCAGGACCUCCGUCAAUGGGAAUCCCUAACUAACGACGAAAGUCAUUUCAUCAAACACGUGCUUGCGUUCUUCGCAGCCUCUGAUGGGAUCGUGCUUGAGAACCUCGCCGUCACGUUCAUGAAGGAGGUCCAGGUCGCGGAGGCCCGGGCCUUCUACGGCUUUCAGAUAGCGAUCGAGAAUAUCCACUCUGAGAUGUACAGCCUCCUUCUCGAGACAUACAUCAAGGACUCGCACGAGAAGAAUCGCCUUUUCCACGCCGUGGAGACCAUCCCUUGCGUGGCCAAGAAGGCCGAGUGGGCGUUGAAAUGGAUCGACGGCUCAGAGUCCUUCUCCGAGUCAAUACAUCGAAUUUGUGGCUGAUAGGUUGUUGGGUGCGCUCGGGUACGGGAAGAUGUACAAUGUUGCAAACCCUUUUGAUUGGAUGGAGCUGAUCUCACUGCAAGGAAAGACCAAUUUCUUUGAGAAGAGAGUAGGGGAUUAUCAGAAGGCUCAGGUUAUGUCAAGCCUGAAUGGCAAUGGCGGAACCCAUGAGUUCAAGAUGGAUGAAGAUUUCUAGGUAUGGCUGGCAGUUUUCCGUUACAGACCUCUGGAAUGCUAUCAAGAGAGUAGUUCCUUCACAACUUUGAAUGAUCGCUUCUCCUUCAUCACUUCC
Tripterygium wilfordii is the source of this 1117-nucleotide messenger RNA. RefSeq names its product ribonucleoside-diphosphate reductase small chain B-like. The record is from RefSeq and is a predicted model, not a curated record. NCBI's taxonomy places the organism in Eukaryota, Viridiplantae, Streptophyta, Magnoliopsida, Celastrales, Celastraceae. Gene Ontology annotation, molecular function: oxidoreductase activity. The transcript has 2 exons. Gene Ontology annotation, biological process: deoxyribonucleotide biosynthetic process. Bases 325 to 825 code for a protein of 166 amino acids.